Cloeon dipterum is the source of this 2788-nucleotide messenger RNA. It is a transcript of the gene Lim3, whose product is annotated as Lim3. The record is from RefSeq and is a predicted model, not a curated record. Lineage: Eukaryota; Metazoa; Arthropoda; Insecta; Ephemeroptera; Baetidae. The transcript is spliced from 8 exons. Gene Ontology annotation, molecular function: DNA-binding transcription factor activity, RNA polymerase II-specific; RNA polymerase II transcription regulatory region sequence-specific DNA binding; zinc ion binding. Gene Ontology annotation, cellular component: nucleus. Gene Ontology annotation, biological process: regulation of transcription by RNA polymerase II; neuron differentiation. The coding region runs from base 362 to 1696 and encodes 444 amino acids.
CACCCCGCCGAGCUUCGCCACUUGCCGCUCUCUCGCAGGCUCAAUCGUGCGCCGAACCUUUGCCUCCGCAACUCGUGCUCGGCGUGCUGACGGACACUGACACACACAGGUUCGAGACUAGCUGCAUCCUCGGUUCUCCGGCGGCCGCGUGUGACAUGUGACUCGAUCGUGCGGGAGUCGUCGUCGUGUCCACCCGCCCAACCCGAGAGAGAGAGCAGACGAGUUUUCCGCGUGCGAGUGGAGCGUGCCGAGCGCCAGCCUGCAUCACCCGCCGCGGCUGUUCGGGCCGAGAUUCGUGGAGGCCGGGCCGCCCCUGGACGCCGCCACCAUCACGCUUCCGCCGCAGGACGUGGUGUACGCCAUGUCGGCGGCCGUGGGACAGUUCCUGCUGCACCACCCGCCACCGCCGCCCAUGCCCCCGAUGCCCGGGCCCCUGCUGCCGCCGCUCGGGCCCGAGCCGCCCCCGGCCCACAUGAUGCACCUCAAGAGCUCGCCGGACGACCCCACGCGUCCGCCCACCCCGGGACACAGCCAGGAAGUGCUGCUCGCCCUCCUCGCCAGAAACAAGAACCUCGAAGCAACAAUUCCACGGUGCGGAGGUUGCUCGGAGCUGAUCCUGGACCGCUUCAUCCUGAAGGUGCUGGACCGGCCAUGGCACGCGCGCUGCCUCAAGUGCGCCGACUGCGGCGCCCAGCUGGCCGAGCGCUGCUACGCCCGACAUGGUGACGUCUUCUGCAAGGAGGACUUUUUCAAGCUUUUCGGCAGGCGGUUCGGCACCAAGUGCGCCGGCUGUGACCAGGGCAUCCCUCCGACGCAGGUGGUGCGCAGGGCGCAGGAACACGUCUUCCACCUCGGCUGCUUCGCAUGCGCACUCUGCUCCAGGCAGCUCGCCACUGGCGACGAGUUCUACCUCACUGACGACCGAAGACUCGUGUGCAAGGCCGACUGGGAGACCGCCAGAAGCAAAGGCGGGGAUGUUUCAGACGGCUCGCUGGAGGGCGACCAGCCGAACAAGCGGCCGCGCACCACCAUCACGGCCAAGCAGCUGGAGACGCUGAAACAGGCGUACAACAACAGUCCCAAGCCGGCCAGGCACGUCCGCGAGCAGCUCAGCCAGGACACUGGCCUCGACAUGCGGGUCGUCCAGGUCUGGUUCCAAAACAGGAGAGCGAAGGAAAAGAGGCUGAAAAAGGACGCGGGCCGCACCCGCUGGAGUCAAUACUUCCGAUCGAUAAAGGGCAGCGGCGCUGGAUCCUCCUCGCCCCGCUCAGACAAAAUGGACACCAAAGACUCGGAGCGGGAAAUCCUCGACUCUAGUUACAGCCACGAUUUGAACAGCAAUGACAGCUACAGCACCGUGGCCAACCUGACGAUUGAGGGCGAGAGCGGGGCCGCGUCACCGCGCGGAGCAAACUCGUACAUUGGUGCUCCGGGCAGCCCGUCAUUCCUGCCGCAGAGCCAUUCGCCGCCCCCGCAACACAUCGUUCCCCCUGCUCACCACGGAGGCCCUGGCUGGGACACAAUGGGCGUCUUCAACCUGGCAGCCAGCAGAAGCACGGCAGGUCCGCCAGCGAGCAGUUCGUUGCAGGCGGGCCCCGGCUCAGACCUGAGUUCGACCAACAGUCCGCACGGCUACCCUGACUUCCCUCCCAGCCCCGACUCGUGGCUCGGCGAAGUGGGCAGUUCGCGCUACUGAGGCUUGCACAGACUCAAACGGCAGCGGUUUGAGUGAGCGAAAAUUUAAUCGGGCAUGGACGUGGUCACGGUCCGCAGACCCCCUAGUGAUCAAAAUGCAGCGGCAAAGUGUCGAUUUUAUUCCGAAAGAAAUGGGCUCGCGCCAUCGUAUCCACGCAUUUAUAUUCUUCAUUAUUAUUCGGUUUGAAUCAGUUCUGAAGAAAGAAAUUGUUGGUUAUUGCCCCCGAGGGUGAGUUGGGAGAAAUUCGAUUUGAUUGAUUUUUAGUGAGUCACUAAGACCUGAUUGACUGCACAAAUUGUUUUGUUUUGUUUUUACUUGAUUUGUUUUGUUCCUCCCCCAGCUUCUACUCGCCGGGGUUGGUGAAAUAUCAUCUUAUUGCUUAAGACGUUUUGAGAGAAAUUUCAAAAUCAACCAAAUUAAUAUGUCAAUAUUUGACAAAUCUCAGUUCUACUAUUUGAAUCUCAUAUUAUACACAAAGAGUCAUAUUCUAUGUCAGGACGAUUCUGUCCACCAAUUUUUGUUACCAAAAAAAAGUCAGAAGAAGCUAGUCACUGGUUGAAAAUUGUCAAUCUCACAUCACGAGAAGUAUUAUUAUAAGUAAAUUAUAUGAAAAUGAUUUGCAUCAUCGUCAUCAUCAUGCAUUUGGUGUCCUUUCUGUGAUUUUGUACACAUAACAAAUUAAUAUAUAUCUAGCCCUCUAUACAAACUAAGAUUAUAUAUAAAAUGUAAAAACUUUGAUGGCUCUUCUAGUCCUCUAAAUGAAGUUUUUUCAAAGUUGAAGCCUGAUUUGGUAAGUGUGGAGGAAAACAGUCACCAUAUUAAACUAGCACACACACUCACACAUUACUGAAACUUUUGGAUUUGUGUACCUCUCCUCGGCGCCUAAAUGUUUGCCACGAAGAAAAGAUUUUGUUGUAAAACUUCAGUGGUUUGGUGGAAAAUUUUGUGCUAAAAACAACCACUCUCUCUCUCUCUCUCACGUGAUUCAUUGAACCAGUGUCAUUGAGAUCUGAUAUGUAUGAAAUGAAUGUUUCAAAAUGCAUUCUCAAAUAGGAAAUAAAAAAGAAUUCAACACGUUGUGAGGAAACAGAG